Messenger RNA from Asparagus officinalis (garden asparagus), 2892 nucleotides. RefSeq names its product protein CELLULOSE SYNTHASE INTERACTIVE 1-like. Gene Ontology annotation, cellular component: cellulose synthase complex. Gene Ontology annotation, biological process: regulation of cellulose biosynthetic process; anisotropic cell growth. The record is from RefSeq and is a predicted model, not a curated record. NCBI's taxonomy places the organism in Eukaryota, Viridiplantae, Streptophyta, Magnoliopsida, Asparagales, Asparagaceae. Gene Ontology annotation, molecular function: microtubule binding.
AUGGAGGCUGGAGCAAUUGAAGUUCUGACGAACAAGAUCUCUCACCAUUCGUAUUUAGCUGCUCAGUGUGACUCUAGAGAUGACAACAGUGCAUGGGUUUGUGCCUUGCUGCUGGCUGUCCUUUUCCAAGAGAGAGGUAUCAUACGCUCAAAUGGAACAAUGAACUGCAUUCCAGUUCUUGCAAGUUUGUUGAGGUCAGAGGAGUUAGCAAACAGAUAUUUUGCAGCACAAGCACUUUCUAGCUUGAUCUGCCAUGGUAGUCGAGGGACUCUGUUGUCUGUUGCUAAUUCUGGUGUGGCUGUUGGGCUUAUUUCUUUACUUGGAUGUGCUGAAAGUGACAUCUCUGAUCUUCUGGAGUUAUCAGGUGAGUUUUCCCUGGCUCGCAAUCCCGACCAAAUUGCACUUGAGAGGUUGUUCAGAGUAGAUGACAUAAGGGUGGGCGCAACUUCUCGGAAAGCCAUACCUGUACUUGUUGAUUUGCUCAAGCCUAUCCCAGAUCGACCAGGUGCCCCUUUUCUUGGAUUGGGUCUUCUAACUCAGCUCGCAUUAGAGUGCCCUUCAAACAUGCUGGUAAUGGUAGAAGCGGGGGUCCUUGAGGCCCUAACCAAGUAUCUUUCACUUGGACCGCAGGAUGCAACUGAAGAAGCUGCGACAGUUUUAUUGGGCAUCCUAUUCAGCACUGGUGAAAUAAGGCUGCAGGAAUCUGCAUUUGGUGCUGUUAAUCAGCUUGUUGCAGUCUUAAGACUGGGAGGAAGAAAUUCCAGGUAUAGUGCAGCUAAGGCAUUAGAAAACUUGUUUUCCACAGAUCAUAUCAGGAAUGGUGAAUCAGCUAGGCAAGCUAUUCAACCUCUUGUGGAGAUUCUUAAUACCGGUUCUGAAAAGGAGCAACAUGCAGCUAUUGCUGCGCUUGUUAGGUUGCUUGGUGAUAAUCCAUCAAGAGCCCUUGCUGUUGGUGACGCUGAGAUGAGUGCAGUUGAUGUUCUUUGUCGAAUUCUUUCUUCCAGUUGCUCAGUGGAGCUGAAAGGCAAUGCUGCAGAGUUAUGUUUUGUCAUGUUUGGAAAUACAAGGAUUCGGUCAACAAUGGCUGCAGCGCGCUGUGUUGAGCCUUUGGUUUCUCUACUUGUAACUGACUUCAGUGCAGUCCAAUACUCGGUGGUCAUCGCAUUGGAUAGGCUCUUAGAUGACGACCAACUUGCAGAGCUUGUUUCUGCACAUGGCGCUAUUGUUCCUCUAGUCGGUCUGCUGUUUGGUAGAAAUUACACAUUGCAUGAGGCAGUUUCGAGAGCUUUGGUGAAGCUAGGAAAAGAUAGGCCAGCUUGUAAAAUGGAGAUGGUCAAAACUGGAGUUGUUGAAAGUAUUCUGAACAUCGUCCAUGAAGCACCGGAUUUUCUCUGCGUUGCAUUUGCAGAAUUGCUACGAAUUCUGACGAACAAUGCUACCAUAGCGAAGGGCCCAUCUGCUGGGAAAGUUGUUGAACCCCUUUUCUUUCUGUUAUCUAGACCAGAAAUUGGUCCUGAUGGACAGCACAGCGCAUUGCAGGUUCUUAUUAAUAUUUUGGAAAAUCCCCAAUGCCGAGCUGAUUGCAACAUGAUGCCUCAACGGGCUAUUGGACCUAUAAUUGCUUUACUGGAUUCACCACUCCAGGCAGCGCAACAAUUGGCUGCAGAACUCUUGUCCCAUCUGCUUUUGGAGGAACAUUUGCAGAAGGAUCCAGUCACAGAGCAGGCAAUUAGUCCCCUUAUUCAUGUUCUUGGAUCAGGCAUACACAUUUUACAACAGAGAGCUAUCAAAGCUCUUGCAAACAUUGCCUUGGCUUGGCCAAACGCAAUUGCAAAAGAUGGUGGCGUUUAUGAGCUGUCUAAAGUGAUAUUGCAAACUGAUCCACCCUUGCCUCACGCCUUAAGGGAAUCUGCUGCUUCUAUUCUAUCAAGCAUUCUGCAGUACAGUUCUGAAUUCUUCUUGGAAGUGCCUGUGGCUGUACUGGUUCAGUUGCUUCACUCUGGAACAGAAAAUACUGUUGUCGAUGCUCUAAAUGCCCUGCUCGUGUUGGAAACUGAUGACUCAACUAGUGCUGAAGCAAUGGCUGAAAGCGGUGCUAUUGAGGCUCUCGUGGAACUUCUAAGGACUCAUCUCUGUGAGGAAACUGCAGCAAGAUUACUGGAAACGUUGUUGAACGAUAUGAAAAUUAGAGAAACAAAAGCCGCUAAAUCUGCUAUUCAACCAUUAUCCAUGUAUCGUCUAGACCCACAAACACAAUCUCAGCAGGGUAGGCUGCUUGCAGCUCUUGCGCUGGGUGAUCUUAAUGAGGGUCUUGCUCGAACUACAGAUUCUGUUUCGGCGUGCCGAGCUCUAGUAAACCUUCUUGAAGAUAAUCCAACAGAAGAGAUGAAGGUGGUGGCGAUUUGUGCGCUGCAAAAUCUUGUAAUGUAUAGCCGUGCCAACAAGCGAGCUGUUGCAGAAGCAGGUGGUGUGCAGGUUGUGCUGGACAUUGUCAAUUCCAGCCAACCUGAUAAGUCAGUUCAGGCAGCAAUUUUUGUAAAACUUCUGUUCUCUAAUAAUACAAUACAGGAAUAUGCUUCGAGUGAAACAGUUAGAGCUAUAACUGAAACACGCAUACAAGAAGUUACUAUAACUUUGAAUGGGCAAGCUGAUCCAAAGAUACGCAUGUUCAUGUUGGUUUUUAGCAGGUUGUUUAACUAUUUCAAGCUUAAAAUAUGACAAUAUAUUGAAAGGAUGACCUUCGAGACCCUCCUGUGCGGUCGCUGAACAACGCGGCCUCACGGUGUUCCUGACGAGAGCGAGUACUACAUGCAAGCACCUGGAGGACCCGACACGCGGCCUCGAGGCUACGACGUCUCCUACGUCACCAGGGUCCGAGCUCCCCGACCUCCU